AUGGCCGAAUCAAGCACCAAAAUUCUGGGAGUGGUUCUCUUCCUUGUCCUCGUUUCUAAAGGCUAUGGGCAAUGCUCCUUGAGUGAUCUAUCAGUGAAGCAAUCUCAAACAGGAGUCAAAGUGCAGCAAAAGGAAGAAUGGAGUGUGACAAUCACCAACAAUUGUGCAUGUGUUCAGAAGAAUGUGCUAUUGAAUUGCUAUGGAUUUCAAAGCGCUGAAAGCAUAGACCCUUCAGUUUUGAGGGUCUCAGGCAGUAACUGUCUUCUUAACAAUGGUCAACCAAUCUAUAAAGAUGCUGUUUCCUUCAAAUAUGCUUCGGACCAGCAAUUUCCAUUAAACCCCGUUUCCUCUGAGAUUGCUUGUUCUUAA
This is a messenger RNA of Abrus precatorius (Indian licorice), 369 nucleotides long. RefSeq lists its product as uncharacterized. NCBI's taxonomy places the organism in Eukaryota, Viridiplantae, Streptophyta, Magnoliopsida, Fabales, Fabaceae. The record is from RefSeq and is a predicted model, not a curated record. Gene Ontology annotation, biological process: cell fate determination. The transcript is spliced from 2 exons. Bases 1 to 369 code for a protein of 122 amino acids.